Messenger RNA from Staurois parvus, 316 nucleotides. Lineage: Eukaryota; Metazoa; Chordata; Amphibia; Anura; Ranidae. The record is from the annotation of a GenBank genome assembly.
UCCUGUGUGAGCUGUGAUUGGUCACAGCUUGUCACAUGGUACAAGGCUGUUGUGAAUAGCCUUGUACCAUGUGACCUCUGUCAUCAUUCACAGAUUUCACAUGUAGUAAGCAAUGAUGUCAGGAAAUGACAUCUUGCUUACUACUAUUCAUGUGAUCGUUGAUUGGCCAAUCAGCGAUCACUGGAUCCUGGCCAGUGAUUGCACGCCGGCACCCGGUGAUUGCCGAGUACUACCGAUGGGGGGUUGGGGGGGGUGUAGAGAACUGUAUGUAAACAAUACAGUUCUCUCCCCUAUCAGCUCCAGCACACUGCUUUGU